AUGUACUGGGACUAUGAAUCCACACUUAUUAUCUCGUCUACUGCCAUUUGGCCCGGCCAUAGCCCAUUACAAUACGGCAAAGCAGAAAACCUUUAUCUUGGCACCAAAACACGCUACAAGCUUAAGUGGGCCCAAACCACUCGAAUUCUUGGGGCUUGCUAUGCGGAUUGCGGUAUGGAUGGUUACAAGUGUUCACGAGGCUUAUUGAUGGUUCAAGGAGUGGAAGUUUUGAGCUGCUUAGGAGCACCAAAACUCAAGCUCAUUUCUUGA
Prunus armeniaca (apricot) is the source of this 270-nucleotide messenger RNA. Lineage: Eukaryota; Viridiplantae; Streptophyta; Magnoliopsida; Rosales; Rosaceae. The record is from the annotation of a GenBank genome assembly.